AUGGAAUCUCUCCUCCGCUGGGGCAUAACCAACUCCGCCGCGCCCUCCUCGUCCUCCGACCCAUCCGCACCUCCGCCCGCGCCGCGCCAAGAUCUCGACCCGGCCAUCAUCGACGCGAUCCUCGGCAAACCCGAUGCGGAGCUUAUGAAAGAGGCUUUGACGAGGGCGAGGGACGAGAGUCUGGAUGAGGAUGCGAGGGUGGAGGCGUUGGAUGAUCUCGAGAUGUUGGUCGAACAUAUUGAUAACGCUACGGAUCUCGAGCGUCUGCAGAUGUGGCCGCCUAUUCACGACCUCAUAUCCUCCCCUACGUCUUCGGACGCGAUCAAGACGCAAGCAGUCUGGGUAGCGGGCACAGCCGUCCAAAACAACCCCAAAGCGCAACACGCCUACCUCUCCCUCUCCCCCCUCCCAACCCUCCUCGCCCUCCUCACCCCCACCACAUCCCGCUCCCCCGCCCUCCGCUCCAAAACCGUCUACGCCCUCUCCGGCCUCCUCAAACACAACGCGCGCGCCGUCAAAUCGCUCUCGUCGACCGCGCCCAACGGGUGGACAGUCCUCCGCGACGGCCUGCACGACAGCGACAUCUCCGUGCGCCGCAAGAUCGCCUUCUUGCUCAACGGGCUGCUGUUGCCUUCGGCCGAGGUUCCCGUGGAAGCGCCGGGUAAUGUGCAUGGUGCAGCAGCGGGGAGCACGCAUCCGGGCGAGGGGGCGCAGACGGUGCACGAUAACACGCACGCGUCGAUGCUGGCUGAUCCGGCGUCGACGGAUACGGCGGCGACGACGUUGGAGGCGCUCGGGGAGCACGGGAUAGUGGGUGCGCUGGUCAACGCGCUGACGAGCCCGGUGCCGCAUGGGGACGACGGGGAGGAGGAGGGGGAUGUGGAUUUGGAGGAGAAGAUCGUUAGAGUGCUGCACACGUUUGUGGCGGCGCAGAAGGGGGAUGUUGGGGAGGGGGAUAGGGAGAAGCUUAGGGCGUUCUUUGGGAGGAGGGCGGGUGAGGUGUUUGGGCUUGAUGAGAGUGAGUUUGGGGAGUUGAGUGAGGCUGUCAAGGCUUGA
Messenger RNA from Peniophora sp. CBMAI 1063, 1056 nucleotides. Lineage: Eukaryota; Fungi; Basidiomycota; Agaricomycetes; Russulales; Peniophoraceae. The record is from the annotation of a GenBank genome assembly.